AUGGCGCGACGGUACGAGAUCGAUGAGCUGUUAUGGCUGCGCUCAUCGCCUCUUGUCGCAAAACCUCCUGGCCUGCCCCCGAUUGAAGAAUGGAUGUACGUUCAUGAUUUCCCCUCAACCACGGCCACUCCGCAUCCCCACCCAAACAACGGAACACGCGUGAUCCUAGUAACCCCUCUGAGACGACUACGAACAGAAGGCCAAGCUUUUUUGAAUCUCGUCAUAUCUCCCGCGGUUCCAAUUCAGGUAGGCUCCUUCUCCUCUUCCCCCGAGAACCAGCCCUGGUCAAUUUAUUCUGCAAUGGCAGGAUAUCAUUCUUGGCCCCCGAAAACUGCCUUUGCGUCAUCGCGAAUUGGCGGGGUUGGGAAAGGAUCGUUCGAUCUGACGGACCGGUCCGUGCGACCAGGCGACUCGGAUGAGAAGAAUGACCGUUUCAACUUCCGGGACAAAGUUUUCAAGGAUAAGGAUACCCCGGAGAGAGAAAUUGACCGACGAGAUGGAAAGGUCAGUGGUCUGAAUGGCCGACGCGGGGAAAGAGAGGAUUGGAAUGCUAGCCGUCCUCGUCGCGGGCUGGGACCCGAGGAGCAGGAUCGCAAGCCACGCCGCAAUGGCGAGUUCGACAGAUGGGAAACGAGAGAGAAUGCCCGAGAUCCGAACAUUGAACGAGGAACUCGGGACAGAGAAGGCCGUUUCACCGCGAAAAAGGAUGGCCAGCCGGGACGAGCCAAGUUUGAAGGAAGCUGGUUCCGUGAUGAGAAUGGCCAGGAGGGUGCCGAUGCUGAUGACGACAAACCACAGGCACGUAACCGAGAAUGGCGUCGUGACAGACACGGCGCGGACCGCGACUGGACCCGCGGUGCUAAACUUGAGCAAGAGCCCGAGUGGCUGGAUAGUAACGACGGAGAUGAGCCACGACGAGCACAUACACAGGAAGACUUUGAGCGUUGGAAGGAACGAAUGAAGGCUGGAUCCGGUACUGGUCAACAGGCCCCAGCUCAGGAAGAGAAGCGAGACUUGCCUGCAGAAUCAGACAUUGCUGCGCAAAAGCCGGAGUCUCACCGCACCGACGGAGAGAUUUUCAGCCACUCUGGCACUCCUUUCAUGCCGGAUUCUUCAAUGGAGCGAUUCUUUGGCAUGCUGGGAGAUACGAAGCCCUCUGUUCCCGAGGUCGGCACACCAAUUGCUGCCGAGCCGACACCAAGGAAAGACCCUCUAGGUGCGGGUAUGAGCGCAAAGCCUGGAAAGUCGUCUCGCUUUGCUGGGCUGUUUAGCCCUCCGCCGGAGAGUCCUGUUAAGGAUCCUGAGCCACAGGUACUCUCAAUGCCCAUGCUCUUUGGCGGAGGUAGCCCGGCCAAUGCCCACGAUGCCGAUCAGGAAGGUUUCCAGCGUAUUCUGAAGAUGCUGGGUGGCGGAGGUGGCCGAUCCAACAGUGGUACUCCUAACCAUGGUGAACCGCCUCAGCGAUCGCGACCAUCCUCGAUGGUGCAUCCGGAGCAACCCCGUGCCGUGGCCAACAUGUCGUCUCCAAGAGAUUCACUUACCCGAUCAGAGUACGUGGCCCUCCACGGGGAUACUUUGGCCCAUGCGGCUGGCAAGGAUCCUCAGGCUGGCGAGAGAGAGCAUCUCCUCCGACUGAUGCAGCAGGUUCGUGUUGGACCGCCCUCGGGAGUUCCAUCCCAGCAGUCGCCUCCCAGUGCCAGAGUGGUUCCUCCAGGCCUGAUGCCGGAAAUGAUGCCUCGCCCUCCUCCUGGACUGACCGCUCAGAAGACACCAAACUUCCUGGAUGACCCGGCCAUCGCCAACAUGCAGCGACCGGACAGCGAGCAGCUCCGUCGGCGAGCUCCUAACGGUCCCCCCGCCCAUGGGGGUCCUAUGACUCCAGGUGGUUCGCGUCCUCCCCAGGGCCCGAACCUACCUCCUAUGCCGCUUCCGCGUCCCCCAGGGCUGGAGCAUAUGCCCCCUCCUGGCUGGGCGGGUCAGCCCCCUCAGGGCAAUGGGCCUAGCCCUAUGGGUCCUCCUCCUGGUAUCCCAGCGCCCAACCGUGGCUUCCCACCAGGCAUGAUGCCAAUGCCUCCCCGUGGUCCUCCACCAGGCAUGAUGCCGCCACCAGGAUACAUGGGCGGCCCUCCACCCCCGGUUUCCCUCCCAUGCCCCCUAACCCAGAAGCCAUGA
This is a messenger RNA of Penicillium canariense, 2172 nucleotides long. RefSeq lists its product as uncharacterized. NCBI's taxonomy places the organism in Eukaryota, Fungi, Ascomycota, Eurotiomycetes, Eurotiales, Aspergillaceae. The record is from RefSeq and is a predicted model, not a curated record. The coding region runs from base 1 to 2172 and encodes 723 amino acids. The transcript is spliced from 4 exons.